This is a messenger RNA of Gorilla gorilla gorilla (western lowland gorilla), 3540 nucleotides long. RefSeq names its product NLR family pyrin domain containing 13 (gene NLRP13). The record is from RefSeq and is a predicted model, not a curated record. The coding region runs from base 26 to 3136 and encodes 1036 amino acids. Gene Ontology annotation, biological process: regulation of inflammatory response. The transcript has 12 exons. Gene Ontology annotation, molecular function: protein binding. Lineage: Eukaryota; Metazoa; Chordata; Mammalia; Primates; Hominidae. Gene Ontology annotation, cellular component: cytoplasm.
UGAGAAAUUGCAUGUGUUGGGCAAGAUGAACUUUUCUGUAAUCACCUGCCCCAACGGUGGUACCAACCAAGGGCUUCUGCCUUACCUGAUGGCCCUGGAUCAGUAUCAGCUGGAGGAAUUCAAGCUUUGCUUGGAACCCCAGCAGCUGAUGGACUUCUGGUCGGCCCCCCAGGGGCACUUCCCGCGUAUCCCCUGGGCAAACUUGAGAGCUGCCGACCCUUUGAAUCUGUCCUUUCUUUUGGAUGAACACUUCCCAAAAGGUCAGGCAUGGAAAGUGGUCCUCGGCAUCUUCCAGACAAUGAAUCUGACCUCACUGUGUGAGAAAGUUAGAGCCGAGAUGAAAGAGAAUGUGCAGACCCAAGAGCUGCAAGAUCCAACCCAAGAAGAUCUAGAGAUGCUAGAAGCAGCAGCAGGGAAUAUGCAGACCCAGGGAUGUGAAGAUCCAAACCAAGAAGAACUAGAGGAGCUAGAAGAAGAAACAGGGAAUGUACAGGCCCAGGGAUGCCAAGAUCCAAACCAAGAAGAACCAGAGAUGCUAGAGGAAGCAGACCACAGAAGAAAAUACAGAGAGAACAUGAAGGCUGAACUACUGGAGACAUGGGACAACAUCAGUUGGCCUAAAGACCACGUAUAUAUCCGUAAUACAUCAAAGGACGAACAUGAGGAACUGCAGCGCCUACUGGAUCCUAAUAGGACUAGAGCCCAGGCCCAGACGAUAGUCCUGGUGGGGAGGGCAGGGGUUGGGAAGACCACCUUGGCAAUGCAGGCUAUGCUGCACUGGGCAAAUGGAGUUCUCUUUCAGCAAAGGUUCUCCUAUGUUUUCUAUCUCAGCUGCCAUAAAAUAAGGUACAUGAAGGAAACUACCUUUGCUGAAUUGAUUUCUUUGGAUUGGCCCGAUUUUGAUGCCCCCAUUGAAGAGUUCAUGUCUCAACCAGAGAAGCUCCUGUUUAUUAUUGAUGGCUUUGAGGAAAUAAUCAUAUCUGAGUCACGCUCUGAGAGCUUGGAUGAUGGCUCGCCAUGUACAGACUGGUACCAGGAGCUCCCAGUGACCAAAAUCCUAUACAGCUUGUUGAAGAAAGAAUUGGUUCCCCUGGCUACCUUACUGAUCACGAUCAAGACUUGGUUUGUGAGAGAUCUUAAGGCCUCAUUAGUGAAUCCAUGCUUUGUACAAAUUACAGGGUUCACAGGGGACGACCUACGGGUAUAUUUCAUGAGACACUUUGAUGACUCAAGUGAAGUUGAGAAAAUCCUGCAGCAGCUAAGAAAAAACGAAACUCUCUUUCAUUCCUGCAGUGCCCCCAUGGUGUGUUGGACCGUAUGUUCCUGUCUGAAGCAGCCGAAGGUGAGGUAUUACGAUCUCCAGUCAAUCACUCAGACCACCACCAGUCUGUAUGCCUGUUUUUUCUCCAAUUUGUUCUCCACAGCAGAGGUAGAUUUGGCAGAUGACAGCUGGCCAGGACAAUGGAGGGCCCUCUGCAGUCUGGCCAUAGAAGGGCUGUGGUCUAUGAACUUCACGUUUAACAAAGAAGACACUGAGAUCGAGGGCCUGGAAGUGCCUUUCAUUGAUUGUCUCUACGAGUUCAAUAUUCUUCAAAAGAUCAAUGACUGUGGGGGUUGCACUACUUUCACCCACCUAAGUUUCCAGGAGUUUUUUGCAGCCAUGUCCUUUGUGCUAGAGGAACCUAGAGAAUUCCCUCCCCAUUCCACAAAGCCACAAGAGAUGAAGAUGUUACUGCAACACGUCUUGCUUGACAAAGAAGCCUACUGGACUCCAGUGGUUCUGUUCUUCUUUGGUCUUUUAAAUAAAAACAUAGCAAGAGAACUGGAAGAUACUUUGCAUUGUAAAAUAUCUCCCAGGGUAAUGGAGGAAUUAUUAAAGUGGGGAGAAGAGUUAGGUAAGGCUGAAAGUGCCUCUCUCCAAUUUCACGUUCUACGACUUUUUCACUGCCUACAUGAGUCCCAGGAGGAAGACUUCACAAAGAAGAUGUUGGGUCGUAUCUUUGAAGUUGACCUUAAUAUUUUGGAGGACGAAGAACUCCAAGCUUCUUCAUUUUGCCUAAAGCACUGUAAAAGGUUAAAUAAGCUAAGGCUUUCUGUUAGCAGUCACAUCCUUGAAAGGGACUUGGAAAUUCUGGAGACAAGCAAGUUUGAUUCCAGGAUGCACGCAUGGAACAGCAUUUGCUCUACGUUGGUCACAAAUGAGAAUCUGCACGAGCUAGAUCUGAGUAACAGCAAACUUCAUGCUUCCUCUGUGAAGGGUCUCUGUCUUGCACUGAAAAAUCCAAGAUGCAAAGUCCAGAAACUGACGUGCAAAUCGGUAACUCCUGAGUGGGUUCUGCAGGACCUCAUUAUUGCCCUUCAGGGUAACAGCAAGCUGACCCAUCUGAACUUCAGCUCUAACAAGCUGGGAAUGACUGUCCCCCUGAUUCUUAAAGCUUUGAGACACUCAGCUUGCAACCUCAAGUAUCUGUGCCUGGAGAAAUGCAACCUGUCGGCAGCCAGCUGUCAGGACCUGGCCUUGUUUCUCACCAGCAUCCAACACGUAACUCGAUUGUGCCUGGGAUUUAAUCGGCUCCAAGAUGAUGGCAUAAAGCUAUUGUGUGCGGCCCUGAGUCAUCCCAAGUGUGCCUUAGAGAGACUGGAGCUCUGGUUUUGCCAGCUGGCAGCACCCGCUUGCAAGCACUUGUCAGAUGCUCUCCUGCAGAACAGGAGCCUGACGCACCUGAAUCUGAGCAAGAACAGCCUGAGAGACGAGGGAGUCAAGUUCCUGUCUGAGGCCUUGGGUCGCCCAGAUGGUAACCUGCAGAGCCUGAAUUUGUCAGGUUGUUCUUUCACAAGAGAGGGCUGUCGAGAGCUGGCUAAUGCCCUCAGCCAUAAUCAUAAUGUGAAAAUCUUGGAUUUGGGAGAAAAUGAUCUUCAGGAUGAUGGAGUGAAGCUACUGUGUGAGGCUCUGAAAGCACAUCGUGCAUUGCACACACUUGCGUUGGCGAAAUGCAAUCUGACAACUGCUUGCUGCCAGCAUCUCUUCUCUGUUCUCAGCAGCAGUAAGAGCCUGGUCAAUCUGAACCUUCUAGGCAAUGAAUUGGAUCCUGAUGGUGUCAAGAUGCUAUGCUUCAAAAAGACUUGCACGAUGUAGUGAGAGAGGAGAUACAGACCUCACAGAAGGAGCUCUGUCUGACACUCAAGUGUGCAUGGGAUUUUAAUGACCCUGAAGACAAGUGGUGGUGGUGAUCCCACAGAUUAGAUGCCACGUGGCUUGACCAUGGAUCUUGGGGGAAAGCCACCAGGACAUCCUGGCCUGUGUGUCACUCCAGUGUCACCAUUUGUGGGGACAAAUGAGCUGUUCCCUGCAGGAGGCUUUGUCACGGUUGUUGGAGGCCGCCCAUUGCAUGCCCAGGUCUGGAAUCCUAGUGUAAUACUGUGUCUGGUACCAAGAUCAUAAGUUGGCUGUGCCUUCAGUCUUGUCUAUGUCCUCCUUGGUGUAAUGUUUUUAAUUCUUGGAGGUGUUGAGAGAAUUCAAUAAAGCAAAGCAUAUAAAAA